AUAGUGCAGCUGUUGUACGGGGUUUGAGGUUGGGGUGGUUGCCAGUCUGGGUGAGAUGAAUUUAGUUUGUUUUAGCUGAAUGGUUGUAUGUCUAUGAUAAGGUAACAGGCUUGACAAAGAGCCGUGAGUUGUUGGCGGGCGUCCUUAUGACGUUUCAGCUGCAAAUGUAGGGUGCUUCUCAGUAUUGUUUUGGAUAGGUAACAUCUUGCUGCACCCCACAAACAACUCGCCAAAAUGAAUCCUGUGGGUGUAGGGGAUGACCAGCCAACUGUAAGUGCUGGAAUGGCAAAAGUGCGUUUUGUCAACUUCAACCAAGACUACAGCUCACUAGCAGUGGGGACCCACAUUGGGUACAGGCUGUUCACUAUCAAUAGCAUUGACAAGAUUGAACAAAUCUAUGAAGUUGAGAUCGGUGACGUGCUGAUCGUGGAGCGGCUCUUCUCUAGCAGCCUGGUGACCCUGGUGACCCAGGCGCUGCCGCGCCGGCUGCAGGUGUGCCACUUCAAGAAGGGCACCAAGGUCUGCGAGUACGACUACACCAACACCAUCGUCGCCGUUCGGCUAAACAGGGCGCGUCUGGUGGUGUGCCUGGAGGAGUCGCUGUACAUCCACAACAUCCGCGACAUGAAGCUGAUCCACACCAUCCGCGACACGCCGGCCAACCCGCGCGGCGUCUGCGCGCUCAGCGUCAACAGCGACUACUGCUACCUGGCCUACCCGGGCAGCGCCAGCAUCGGCGAGCUGCAGGUGUUCGACGCGCUCAACCUGCAAGCCAAGACGAUGCUGCCGGCGCACGACUCGCCGGUGGCGGCGGUGGCCUUCAACGCCGGCGGCACGCAGGUGGCCACCGCCUCCGAGAAGGGCACUGUCAUCAGGGUCUUCAACAUCAAGGACGGGUCCAAGGGGUACGAGCUGCGGCGCGGCCUGAAGCGCUGUGCCCAAAUCUCCAGCAUGUGCUUCUCGCCCGACUCGCAGUUCCUGGCUCUCAGCAGCAACACAGAGACCAUCCACGUGUUCAAGCUGUCGGAGACGGUGGCGCAGCCCGUGCCGGCCAAGACGGACGAGAGCGGCUGGAUGGGCUACCUUAGCAAGGCGGUGACGGCGUCAGCCAGCUACCUGCCCUCCCAGGUCACCGAGGUGCUGAACCAGGGUCGAGCGUUCGCCACCGUGCACCUGCCCGUGCCCGGACUCCGCGGCGUCUGCGGUCUCGUCACGAUCAAGAAGCAGUUGAGGCUGCUGGUGGCCGCCGCGGACGGCUACCUUUACGUCUACAACGUGGACACCAACGAGGGUGGUGACUGCAAUCUCAUCAAGCAGCAUAGGCUGGACGGUCGGCUGGAGGGCGAGCUGACGGACCCGGCGCCCGAGGCGGGUCACAGCCCGUCACCGCCGCAGGCGGCACCAGACUCGGAGAAGUACCAGGAGAUGCGCGCCGCCACCGAGUCGCCGCCGUCGGAGGGGCCGUAUCAGCUACACGACGAGGAAGAGUUCCCGCCCAUGUCCUAGCCGGCGCGCGGGCACGGCGGACACGGCUCCGGACCGCGCACACCGGACGACCAGGACCGGGCUGGGCCCGCCGGGCACCCGGCGAGCCGAUCCAGCGGCCCACUGGACUCGGACCCGGGACCGCCCGGUCCCAGCGGACACGGAUCCCGGACAGCGCGGUGCUUUCACGCGUCAUAGACGGCGUGAACCGGCCGCGGUCGGGGCGAUCAGGGCUCGUGCAGCUGCCCUCUGGCUCUGGGCCACAUUAGGCGCGCGGCGAGGCUGGAGAGUCAGGUCGAGCGGGGUUCAGCUCGGCAGUCAGAGUAGCGGCGAACUCUCGCGAGGCGGGACGGGGGCGUUCUAGGUCAUUUCGCGGCUUAGCUCGCGAGUCAGUUGGCCGGCUUUCGUCACGCGGCGCGAUGCACGCGAAAAUUCGUCGGCGGUGUGCUAUCCUCCAGCGCUGUUUCCCACGUCGGCGUCGCGUCGUCGUCACUGUACCGGACGCUGGCCAGAUCGGGACUGGGGCCGGCCAGUCCGCAAUAGAAAUCCCGCUUGUGUCGCCGACGAGCACAGUCACAGCUUCCCAGCGGCACGUUGUCGGCCGCUUCCCACGGUCGGAUCCCACUCAGUGUCCGCGAGCGGCGAGGGUCGGUCGGCUCCCCCACCCCAGGCAGGUGCGCGGCGGUGCAGGCCGGGAUAAGGUGCGAGUGAUAGGGAGGAGCCAAUCAGUCACGAGGUGAGGGGCCGAACGGGCCAGGGGAUGGUGUGUCGCCCGGCGGAGGAGAGGCGGGAGUACUUGCUUGGCUUGACGGUUGGCCGGGGCGACAGGGGACGUUUACUGGUGUGUGGGACGACUCUUGUAACGGCGAAUGCGUUUUGUUCAAUAAAUCACGGUGCAGAGA
Messenger RNA from Pollicipes pollicipes, 2387 nucleotides. Its product is annotated as WD repeat domain phosphoinositide-interacting protein 2. Gene Ontology annotation, molecular function: protein binding. The record is from RefSeq and is a predicted model, not a curated record. Lineage: Eukaryota; Metazoa; Arthropoda; Thecostraca; Pollicipedomorpha; Pollicipedidae. The coding region runs from base 235 to 1506 and encodes 423 amino acids. The transcript is spliced from 11 exons.